Cololabis saira (Pacific saury) is the source of this 1105-nucleotide messenger RNA. It is a transcript of the gene ctsz, whose product is annotated as cathepsin Z. Lineage: Eukaryota; Metazoa; Chordata; Actinopteri; Beloniformes; Belonidae. Gene Ontology annotation, cellular component: lysosome. Gene Ontology annotation, molecular function: cysteine-type endopeptidase activity. The transcript has 6 exons. The record is from RefSeq and is a predicted model, not a curated record. The coding region runs from base 103 to 1023 and encodes 306 amino acids.
AGAACAGACAUCCGAGUCCGGGACAGGUCGUGUGUGAUCCGGGCUCCAGCUGCUUCUGUAAUCUCUCCUCCUGCUCCUGCUCCUCCUGCUCCGCUGUCAGAGAUGGCCGGGACCGCGUCGCCCUCCGCGGUGCUGCUUCUGCUCGCAGCCGGCCUGUCGGCCGCCUCGGCCGGGCUGUUCUUCAGCCCCGAACAGCCCUGUUAUGUCCGCAAACCGAGGACAAGCGACUUCGGAGUGAGAACGGCACCCCUACCUCAUGAGUAUUUAAAUAUGUCUGAUCUGCCAAAGUCAUGGGACUGGAGGAACAUCAAUGGCACUAACUACGUCAGCACUACCCGCAAUCAGCACAUUCCCCAGUACUGCGGCUCCUGCUGGGCUCAUGGCAGCACCAGUGCUAUGGCAGAUCGCAUCAACAUUAAACGAAAAGGAGUCUGGCCUUCUGCCUACCUCUCCGUCCAGCAUGUGAUUGACUGUGGGGACGCCGGGACCUGCCACGGAGGGGACCACACUGGCGUUUUUGAGUAUGCCAACACACAUGGCAUCCCAGAUGAGACCUGCAACAACUAUCAGGCUAAAGACCAGAAGUGUAAGCCCUUUAAUGAAUGUGGGACCUGCACCACUUUUGGAGUCUGCAACAUUGUCAAGAACUACACUCUGUGGAAGGUGGGAGACUACGGAGCUGUCAGCGGGAGAGAGAAGAUGAUGGCAGAGAUUUAUGCUCGAGGCCCAAUCAGCUGUGGGAUUAUGGCCACAGACAAGCUGGAUGCGUACACAGGAGGAAUCUACUCUGAAUUCCAGGAUGAAGCAUUCAUCAACCACAUCAUUUCAGUGGCGGGAUGGGGAGUUGAGGAUGGCGUUGAAUACUGGGUUGUUCGUAACUCCUGGGGAGAGCCUUGGGGUGAGAAGGGCUGGCUCAGGAUUGUGACAAGCGCAUUCAAGGGAGGAAGUGGCAGCAAGUACAACCUGGCGGUGGAGGAGGACUGCAUGUAUGGAGACCCAAUUGUCACCAAAGGAUACCUUUAAAUGACUAAUUUCACUGUUAUUUCUUAAACAUUCAGGUUGGAGGAAACCUUUUUUUUAAUAUAUAUAUACAAACACAGUAUAU